Carcharodon carcharias (great white shark) is the source of this 2628-nucleotide messenger RNA. Its product is annotated as transmembrane protein 41A-like. The record is from RefSeq and is a predicted model, not a curated record. The coding region runs from base 117 to 944 and encodes 275 amino acids. NCBI's taxonomy places the organism in Eukaryota, Metazoa, Chordata, Chondrichthyes, Lamniformes, Lamnidae. The transcript has 5 exons.
GUGCGCGCGUGCGCACACAGAUCCUACGGCGCCGGCUUCGGACACGUUUGUAUUAGCAGUUCCCCCUCAGCUGCUGUCCACGCUGCCGUUUCAGGCUUCACUGAGCGCCCGGGUUCAUGUCGACCAAGUCUCCAGUUGGCUUGUUGGUAAUAUUCGGCGCUGCUACGGCCUAUUUGUACGUGCUGUCGACCAAUCUGCCUUAUGCAGUGCACGGCCGGGAACCUCUGAGCGACUCCGAGGAGGAGGAGGAAAGGCAGGAACUCAGGUCACUGACAUUUCCAUCUGACUUGGAAGAGCUGCGAGCAAUUGCUGGCUUGUUGCAUUCCUACAGAGCUCAGCACACUGGUUAUGUAUUGCUGCUCUUUUGCAGUGCAUAUCUCUACAAACAGACUUUUGCAAUCCCUGGCUCCUCCUUCCUGAAUAUAUUAGCAGGUGCAUUAUUUGGACCAUGGCUGGGUCUUGCCUUGUGCUGUGUUUUAACAGCAGUUGGAGCAACCUUCUGCUUCCUGCUCUCCAAAACGUAUGGUAAACAGUUCCUAGUGCACCGAUUUCCUGAGAGACUCUCAAUCUUACAGCAAAAGGUGCAGGAGAACAGGAACAGUCUCUUUUUCUUCCUCUUGUUCCUCAGGUUUUUUCCCAUGACUCCAAACUGGUUCCUAAACAUCACAUCUCCCAUCCUCAAUGUUCCUCUCACCCAGUUCUUCUUCUCCAUUGUUAUUGGUCUUCUUCCUUAUAAUUUCAUCUGUGUGCAGACUGGCUGCAUCCUUUCUGAGAUCUCUUCACUGGAUAACCUGUUUUCAUGGUCCAUCCUCAUGAAACUGCUGGUCAUUGCCAUGGUGGCACUUGUCCCUGGAGCUAUCAUCAAGCACUACAGUCACCAGCACCUGCAGUUGGGCAGAAAGAUCAAAAAUGGGCAUUUGGACACUGACCGGAAAACAAGAUGACCGCUACUAACUUGUCUGUGAUUUUUAAAUUUUUAUUAUUGUAUGAAAUGUUCUUAAUCUGAAGAAACACUCUUUCUAAAAUCUGGAGUUUUAUUUGUAUAGUAGAUUCCUGUUCAGUAGAAUCUGAACUGUGCCACAAUCUUCAAAGCACUGCCUACAAGCUACCCAUUCAGGUUAAGUGCACCCUGUAAAUCCCAGACUGUAGCAGCGCAUCUCUAAGCUGGUAGGUGUCCACUUGUUAAUGCUCCAUUCAUAACUGAUGCCACAUACUUGAUUAUUAAGCCGACAGUCACUUCUGAGUGGAGUUGUUGUCUUUCUUUACGGGUAAUUAAAAGAAACUGUAAUUUGGCAGUAAAUGCAGAAACAAACUAGGUAUUUAUUUUCUUUAUAAACCUAGUAAGUUCUCAGCUGGUCAGGAACAUGGAUCUUGCUUGUUCAAGGCCCAACUCAUGCAAAUCAGUCUAGGUGCAAAUUGCAAAAGUUGUGACCUGUCCUCCCAGGGCGGAGAACAGGAUUUUGGGGCUAUAGAAAUUAAAGGGUUACCAGGGCUAACAGGCCAAUCUAUAGUUUUUCUCUGUCCUCCCUUUUCUACAUUACAACAGUAACUUCACAUCAGAAGUAUUUCAUUGGCUGUAAUGCACUUUAGAAUGCCCUGAGGUCGUAAGAGGCACUAUUCGUUUUCUGUCCAGCUUUCCAGCCUUAGCUGGUGUUGAGAGAUCACUAGUGCCAAAUACCUCAGAGACUUGAGAUAAAUAGCUACUGCUUGUGGCGAUUUUUCCUUUGGCUUGACUGUUAUAUAUCCUGCUGUGGAAAAACUAAGCUCGCUGUGGCACAUGAUUUUCCUUCAAGCUCAAGUUGCCAUUGCUGCAUUUUUGUAGCCGUACUGCAUGUUCACAAGACCAACCUCUAGCCUCUUUCUGUGGUCAGAUCAAAAGAACAGUCGUUGGACACUGAACUGGCUGGUAUUGAAGCAGAUCACUUGCACUGGAAGGAAGGCAGGCAUGCGUUUGUGUGAAUGUGCAGUGCAGUUGUUUGACUGUCGACCCUGCUCGCAUCCUGGAGAGGCGACAGCAGGGGUCAUGUCAUCAGCUACUGUCUACAGCCAGAUUAACGACAAACAUCACACUCUGGUUCCCAGUGCCUCAAUUAUUCAUGGUGUUGUGAAAGGGGCCAUGUGAGAAGCAGGUGGGUUAAGGCUAAAGGGAUUGCGAAUAUUGUAUCUUGAAGCAAAUGAAGCCUGUAAACCAAAAAAAGGAAUGAUUUUAUUUUGCAUCGUUCAACAAGACUUUUAAUAGUAGAUGUUCAACUUGUGUUUCGUAAUCCAGGCUGAGUGGGAGGGAGUUCCAAACCAACAAGAAGUAUGGGAACAGUAUAACUAUAUGUGAACAGGAGUUAGCUUUGAGGCACUACCUGAGCCCAUAUAGCCCAGAAUAAAUAAGGACAUUAAUCCUCUAAUCAGCUGCUAAUAUACUCCACGCAAUUUUAAAAAAAAGAACUAUUUUUGUUUUAAAGAUAAUACUCAAUAUAUCCAGGGAAGGGGGUUGGUGAGAAGCCAGCACAUGAUAAUGAUCAGAAAUGGAUGUGAAAAGCUGGAAACUUCGUGGGGUUGAGGGGUGAGUGGGGGAGGAAAAUGCAAGGUAAUUUUUACUACUUUGACCCCGUCCUCCCCCAUCCCCCAAGAAAA